AUGCCGCCCGUGUAUCGCGGACACGAUUUCCUUCGCCAGUGCAACCGCUGGAUGAUGGAAAUGACAGCCACCAGAGUUGGAUGGCUUGGCAGUGAGGAUGCUUUGCUUUCGCCCGACAAAUAUGAGAACCAAGCUGUCGCGGAAUUCAUCAAGGAUUAUCGAAACUCGGUCCAUUCGACCAGGGAGAAGGACAGAAAAUCUGUUUCCAUCAGCAAGGAAAGAACGAAAGAAGAAGAGCAGUAUGAGCUCGCAAAAUUUAUCGAUUCUUACACCUGGAGCCAGAAUCAAGAAGAUGAGUUGGGCACCUCUUGGGACAAUGGUGUAAUCAAGGCUGCAAUACAGCGCUUGCCGGAUCGUGGUACUCAUCUUUCCUCGGUCUUCAAGAUCUCUUUUCAUCUCUGCAACAUGGAUCCUCUAUCUCUACUAUCCACGUAUCACGACUUCGAAUCCGACAAUAGCGGUAGCGAUAGCUUCAUGCAUGCUGGACAAAUGAAGCGCAACCCCUUGUGGACGUUACAUUUCUGCGACAAGCUCAAGAGAAUCAUGACACAUCCUUUGUUCUAG
Messenger RNA from Fusarium oxysporum Fo47, 564 nucleotides. RefSeq lists its product as uncharacterized. The coding region runs from base 1 to 564 and encodes 187 amino acids. NCBI's taxonomy places the organism in Eukaryota, Fungi, Ascomycota, Sordariomycetes, Hypocreales, Nectriaceae. The record is from RefSeq and is a predicted model, not a curated record. The transcript has 2 exons.